Messenger RNA from Notodromas monacha, 1961 nucleotides. Lineage: Eukaryota; Metazoa; Arthropoda; Ostracoda; Podocopida; Cyprididae. The record is from the annotation of a GenBank genome assembly.
AUGUCGGAAUUAUUUUCCGACUGGCUCAAUUUGCAUCCAAGCGAGGCCACGGGUGGCAUAAAAGACGUUGUUCCAGCUCUGGUUCCGACCCAAAGCCCAGCAAUCAAGCAUGUGGGAUCAUUCGAACAACACGGCGACGAAAUCGGGAACCCGAGUCGAGAACUGAUUAUAGUUUUCCUGCUGGGCCCCGAUUCUCCAAAGUCGCCGGGUUUCGUAUACCUUCAGAAGCCGGACACUGGACCUGUGACCGGAUCGAGGAAAGGUUUGGAGCCGUUACAUAAAUCGAAGACUGCGCACAUACGAAAGGUUUUCAAUCAAAUCGCCAAAGGCAAAAUGGGAGCAACUUCGCGCUAUCCGGCUGACGACACUUUCUGCGACGUCAUCAAGUCUGGCCACGUGAAAAUCAAGAGCCGCAAACUUGGGAUGUGGCAGAGAAGGUGGAUUGUGUUGCGUCGAGCGACGAGCGAAGGAUCUACUCGCAUCGAUAAAUACCCCGAUCGAUUUCAGCACAAAGAUGCUGCCACUUCUACCCCGGACAAGAGACUCAAUAUUUUGCCCAAGUCAACCCUGGAGUUGAAGGAUGUUUCCCGAGUUAGCAGGUUGCCGCUGGAAUUUUGCCCGGCCGGGUUCUGCGUGGAAUUCAAAGACGGCAACAGCCGCACAAUCGCCUGCGACACUGAAAAAGAAGCUGACGAAUGGAUCGAUCACAUCAUUCGUCUUUGCCUCACCCCGACACAAACUGGAAUGCGAAACAACCGCCUUUUUGCGUCUAUUCCAGCUCAAUUUGACGUCCCAGCGGGUCUGAAAGAAAAGUUGAUUUCAACCCUCGUCAGGGAUUUUUAUCACUUCUCUCUUUCGGAGGUGCAGCUGCUGCUGCUGAUGAAAAUAAAUAAAUCCAUGGGCAGCGUAUUCUGCCACUAUUCACCUCUCCAAAACAACGUUCACGCCCCGGAUCGCAUUUACUUGUGGGACAUCGACGCUCCUCAGCUCAAGUUGCUCGAGUGGCCGAUUUUGUCAAUUCAACGCUUCGGUCGGGACUCGAAACACUUUUCCAUCGACGUGGGAGGGAAUUGCUUCACGGGUUCUGGAGUGUUCGUGUUCCGAUCGAGAAGCGUGGACGAGAUCCAGAAGCUGGUUCGUGGCGCCACUGCGAUUCAGGCGAAGGAGCAGAAUGAGAAGCACCACAAGGCCAGGAUGUUGCACCAGCAGCAGUGUUUCGUGGACGGCAAUUAUUACAGCUCCAAGGCGAAAUUGCAACUCACCAAGUCGUUUCCCGAGUCCGACACCCCGAGCGACGGGUUCGUCGUCGUCACCUCCGCCAUCCGACGCAUUCAAACCCACGCUCCUUCCGCUUUAACGUUGAGUGGUUCAGCAAAGGGCUCAGGCUGUGGGGCUCGCUGCCCAAGCAGCAGCAGUGGAGGCGGUAGGCUGCGAGCUUUGAUCCCCGGCGAAGUUUACGACGAAGCCGAGUUGCUCAUGUUGCUGGACGACGACUCUGGAAUCGACAUAACAACUCCGUGCAACAUCAUUGUCAGUCAUUAAAAAUUCGUAUAAACUUGCUGAUCAUGCUUCAAAAAAAAAGGAAUGGGGUAAAAGGAACGAAACUCGACGGAGCAUCGAGGAAGAAUCAAACACAAAAAGCAACAACAAAAACGCAUCGGAGGAAGAGUUGAAUUAUAAGGAUUUGAGAGACAAAAUCAAAGACAACUGAGAACGCCUUGCAUUUUUCAUUUUCUAAAGUAGAACUUUUUUUCUCUCGUUCAUGUGCUGUCAAUUUUUUUGCAUCAGUUGCGAGGACUUCUUGAUCAACAAGAUUUUUUUUUUUUCAAGGAUUUUUGCGUUGGAUUUUCAGUUCUGUUCACAUAUACAUGACGUUUUGUAUUAUAAGACUGCAGGGGCAAAAGACAUUUCAUGUCGGCUAUAAAAUGUCCCAGGCAUUGCGUCCAAAUGAUCCAGAAUCC